UUUCACGAAGGAGGAAACCAGUUGCAAGAGGUUGGCAACCAACAGAAAGGACAGAUGUCAAAGCCAAGCCACACCUUCAAUGCUCUUUUGAAACCCCCCAGCAGCUUCCCUGGCCCAUCUGGUUCAACACACAGAGACUGCGACACUCCGGCAGAAAACACUGAAGAUCUUUCAAGUGACUCUGACGAAUCGGAAGAUGGUUGUGAGAUGCUGGAUGGCCAGGAGACUGAAGCUGGCAUGCGUGACUCUGCCAUGGCUUCACCUCCUGCACGGGCAAAAAACAGGAAGGCGCUAACCCCAGAGGAGUUCCAGCAUGAAGUAUUCGUGAAGCUGACAGUGCUGCGAAUGGUUCAAAAGCAGCAUGGGGAACUUAUACAUGGGCUGAUCGGCCGGCUACGGUCCAAUGCUGCCAAAGGAAAUGCACCUUUAGUUUCCAGCCCGUUCUCGGAGUACGAGUCACUGAAACAGUUCGAUAACAAGUUGACUGGCCAGAUGAAAGAUGUGCUUGUGGAAGAGCUUGCCAACAAAAGUGGAAUCAAUGCUGCUGCGUGCACAAAAAGAAUUCUUUGCUACCUGCUCUGUGACAAUCUUGCAGCGGAAUUCUCAUGGCUUGGAAAAAAAGGAAAGCGUAGAUUCAGCGAGCUCCGUCUUGCCUCUUGCAUAAUAAGUGCUGUGCAAAAGGUUCACGCUGCAAAUGAAUUUGCCAUAGAGGCAGCCAUUCGAGAAUGGCUGCGUCAUGCCCCAGCAAGGCACAGGAAUGCAGCAAGAGGAUCAAGUGGUUGUGAUGAGUAGCCGUGCAGCAUGAUGAAGCCUUAAAGGGGAACUUCGUUGAAGACUUUUGUUCAGCAAUUUUUCAUUCACAUCACUUCGAAGCGUUCAAGGCGAACUUCAUUGAAGACUUUUGUUCAGUAAUUUUUCAUUCACAUAACUUCGAAGCCUUCAAAGUGAACUUCGUUGAAGACUUCUGUUCAGUAAUAAUUUAUUCCCAUAACUUCACUUACAUUACCCUUACAUUCAAAGACUGAUUUCAUUUUAUGUUCAAUAAAUGUGUUUGAAAACAAUGUGCUGUCUGCUGCAAUAAAUCUCUCAGGUCUUGGACUCAGCAUAAACAUGCAGGUUAGACGGCAGCUUGUGCUUGAUGAUAAUGCCAGGCUGGUUGGGGCUUUCUUUACCAAACAUUGCUAAAAUUUUGUGAAUGAGAACUUUUUUUCUAUGCACUUCCUCAGGCUUGCUGCAUGUAUAGUUUUGUGUGCUAGAGACCUGCGCUCCCACUGCAGUCUGGCUCUUAGCUGGUGUGCUAUACUUAUAGAAAGCAUCAACGCCGUGAGGCUGGCCUUAAAUUUGUCUGACAGCAAUCCGGCCAGCCUC
Messenger RNA from Rhipicephalus sanguineus (brown dog tick), 1368 nucleotides. RefSeq lists its product as uncharacterized. NCBI's taxonomy places the organism in Eukaryota, Metazoa, Arthropoda, Arachnida, Ixodida, Ixodidae. The transcript has 10 exons. The record is from RefSeq and is a predicted model, not a curated record. Bases 55 to 792 code for a protein of 245 amino acids.